AUGGCCAAUUAUGUUGGCACCAAUGCACCAAAGACCCCUCUCCGUAACUCUGCAUUCUCUGCCGAGCUCAUUGACAAGUCCGCCCCGCACAGCAAAUGUAUCAACACUCUGCCCAAGUGCCUUCCCAACAAGGGCACAGAAGUGGAGGGCCACUGUAGAAAUAUUUUCUGGAUCCACGAGUUCAAAGGCACAUCUACGACGGAAAUUAGAAGAGCAGUAGGACUUACAGAAGCUGAACGGCGUAGAUGUGUCUUGAUCAUCACAUCUAGCAAGUUUCUCCCAAUCACGACGCUGACCGGGAACGAGUUCCUUGUUGCGUGGUGGAAAGCUGUGGGCAUACGUCACGGCGACAUCAACCCCAGCAAUCUCAUGGGAUACCGCUUACAUGGUCAGUUUUUGAGCGUUAUCAACGAUUUCGACUUGUCGUCGAUCAAACAAUUUUUGCCUCCGAUUAAAGAAGCUCCCAGAGGCUUCGAGCGCACAGGGACGGUACCCUUCAUGUCGCUCAAACUUUUCACGCAUAACGCCAUCACAGGUCAAGUCGAGCACCUGUACUAUCAUGACGCUGAAUCGUUCAUCUGUGUCCUCACUUGGAUCUGUCUUCGAUAUGAAAAUGGCAAGCUCCUGAGGUGGGGCAGACCGCUCGAUGGAUGGCUCAUAGAGGAUGCCUUGGCAUGCUACAAGAAAAAAACUAGCUAUCUGGCAAGGGCAGACGAGAUAUGUCCAACGCAAUCACAUGAACGGAACUUCAAAGUUGUCAUGCGUCGCUUAAAAGUGAUUCACGAACAACAUGAGACACCGUACAGGUCCAAUGAUUCCAAAGAACAACGAAGCAGUAUUCAACAAGUUUCUCCGAAACCAUAUUUUCCAGCAUUUAGUUGAAUUCAUGAUUUCUCGUGCAGAGUAGGUAUGUUUGUAGUUGAAUCAACUCGCACUGGCGACCGGCGCUCGUAUAGAUGGAGUUUAGGGCAAGCCGGAACCUCCAGCUCAAUGCUCGGAGGCCCCAAAUACAUUUUGACAGCACGUCACUGACAGCUCGUACUACAUGCAAAGAAACCUCGCUGACUAUAUCAUACACUACCAGCCGCCGAGAUUGAAAUACUCAUGAUCCUCGAUUCCUC
This is a messenger RNA of Suillus bovinus, 1121 nucleotides long. RefSeq lists its product as uncharacterized. The record is from RefSeq and is a predicted model, not a curated record. Bases 1 to 882 code for a protein of 293 amino acids. NCBI's taxonomy places the organism in Eukaryota, Fungi, Basidiomycota, Agaricomycetes, Boletales, Suillaceae. The transcript has 2 exons.